Paramecium pentaurelia is the source of this 2382-nucleotide messenger RNA. The record is from the annotation of a GenBank genome assembly. Lineage: Eukaryota; Ciliophora; Oligohymenophorea; Peniculida; Parameciidae.
AUGAAUUAACUAUACCUCAAUGAUCUUCAGGCUAGUCAUGUUUAGGUGCAUUCUCCUAAUGGAGAACAACGACUAUUAUUUUAAGAUGCUCUAGGUCAAAUAAAAUUAAGACAGAUUAAUAUAUAAACAAGGUUAAAGGAACUUUUGAUUUAAGCAAUAUAAAAAUUAAGGAAAUAUACAAAAAUUAAGAAUCUCUCUCUAUUAAGUAAAUAAUAAUUGCAAGCUUUCAAUGAUGUUUCAAGUAGUUAUAUUUAACAAUCAAAGAAGGAGAAAGACUCUUCAUAAUUUGAAAAAUAAUAUUAUCAAUACAAAUAACAGAAUGUAAGUUUAUAAGUCUUAGUAUCCAGUUUGAUGACUAUGGUAAAGCAUCGAAGUUUUACUAGUAUUAAGGCAAGUCAUCCUAUGUUAAUAUUUUGGAGUUUCUUAAAAUUUCUUUUGGUAUUACAUUUAUGUUUCAUAUUUCCAUUAUCAGAUUCAUUUGUAAAUCAAUUGGAUGAAUUCAUUGAUAUUUAGAUGCCAAUAUUUUUUGUUGAGAUAGUGAUUUUGACAAUUGAUAUAAUAAUGAGAUUGAAUGUGUAGAUAUAUAAUAAGGGGAUUUUGAUAACAUAAACAAGAAAAAUAAUUAUAUAAUAUUUUCGAAAGGAAUUCUUAAUUGAUUUUGGAGGAUUGUUGGGAUUAAUAGUUUUCUUGCUUUCAACAUUUACUCCUCUAAAAUACUUAUUCAUAUUAAAAUUAAAGGAAUUAUCAACAUUUAUGGAAGUAUUCAAGUAUGAAAUUGAUCCAAGAGGUAAAUUUAAAAAUCAUCUUAAAUUAUUGAAAUUAUUAAUCACAGUAGUAUUACUUGCUCAUUGUUUUGCUUGUGUUUGGAUAGGUAUAGGACAACAUUCAAUGGAAAGGAAUUGGAUAGUGUAAAGAGGCUUGGAAGAUUCACAUUGGAUUGAAAUCUAUUUAACUGGUUUAUAUUUUGCUAUUACAACAAUGACUACAGUAGGUUAUGGUGAUAUUACCCCAAUAAAUCCAUAUGAAGUAUUGGUUAGUAUUUGUUUAACUCUAUUUUCAUCAUGUAUAUUUGCAUAUGUGUUUAAUACAAUAACUUCUAUUUUGAAAGAUUUGGAUGCAGAUAAAAGUAAAGUGAAACAUGAUUUAGAAAUAUUGAGUCAUUAUAUGAAGAAAAGAAAUAUUGAUUCAGAUUUAUAAAAGAGAGUAGAAAAGUAAAAUAAUCUAUAUUUUAAUUUAGUUAUCUUCGAUUAGUAUAUAAACAUCAACCAUCUACUUAAGAGAAGAAGAUAUUUUGUAAAUUGAGUCCAUAAUUAAAGUAAGAAUUAAAUGAAUAAGAUAAAGGAUUAUUAUUAUUAAAGUAACCAGUACUUGUGAAUAAUUUUUCAUUGAAAUUACUAAGAGAAUUAAUUGAAAGUGUUUAAGAAAUUAAUUUAACUCCUCAAGAGAAAUUAGUGAAUGAUUAGGGAUUAUAUAUUUUAUUAAAGGGAAAUAUAAAUGUAAUAUUUGGAGAAAACAAAACUAUUGUGGGGAAUUUGAAACCAGGAGAUGGUAUAGGAUUGAAAUCAUUGUUUAAUGAAUAAUAGAAUAAGAAACUAUUUUUUAUAAGUGAAGGAUUUUCAACUGUUUAUUAUAUAUCUUAAGGUGAUUUCUUUAAGAAAUUAAAGGAUACUGAUUUAGAUUAAUUCUAUUAGAUUAGAGAUAGAAUAAUGAUAUAAAAUUAUGAUAACUUAUUUUUGAAAUGCUUACUUUGUAGAAAAUAAGGACAUGAAAUAUGUGAAGAUAUCUAUUUUAAUUUAAAUAAAGAAUUAAUAUUAGCAAAACAUUAAUAUUCAAUUGAAUAAGAAAGAUAGGAUAAAUAUAAAAGAAAACGAAAAGAAAAAUCUAGAGUAUUUAAUGAAUUAGAAUUUAAAAGAAGAAGUGCAAAUUUAUGUUAUUAAAGAACAAUAAAAACAAUUAGAAUGUAAGAGAGGGAAAUGGAAAGUGAUGAGGAAGAUGAAAAAUCUGUAGAUGAAGAGAGUGAUGUAAGAUAUACAUAAUAAGCAAGAGUCUUAUGAUGAAUUAGAGUAAUCAAGACAUUAUUUAGAUGAAAAUAAAGAUUCUAUUACUGUCUUCUUUGACAAAUAAGCAACUCCAAAAUAAAGUAAUAGAGUAGAAUUCAAAAGUGUAAGAUCUAAGAUUAAAGGUGCUUCUAUAGUUAGAAUGUUUUAAAAUUUUACUUAAUAAAAAGUAUUUCAUUAAGAUUUUUGUAUUAUUAAUGACUUUGAGAAGAUGAAAUUCUACAGGAUGUAUUAUCCUACUUAUAAUUAUGAUUCAGUUAUUAAGGUUUACAAUCAGUGGAGGAAAAAGGCUAAUAAAAACACUUAUAAAACAUAAUUUAAUUGA